Pleurotus ostreatus (oyster mushroom) is the source of this 255-nucleotide messenger RNA. RefSeq lists its product as uncharacterized. Bases 1 to 255 code for a protein of 84 amino acids. The transcript has 2 exons. The record is from RefSeq and is a predicted model, not a curated record. Lineage: Eukaryota; Fungi; Basidiomycota; Agaricomycetes; Agaricales; Pleurotaceae.
AUGCGCUUCUCCAAGCUCGCCGCCGCCGCCGUCCUCGCUGCCCUCUCAGGCGUCGAGGCAGGCCCCAUCGCCUACGGCCUCUGCCAAACCGGGUGUAACACCGUCGCUGUAGCGUGCUACGCCGCCGCGGGCUUCACGUUCGGGACAGUCAUCGCGGCCCCUGCGGCCCCCGCCGCUGUCCUCGCGUGCAAUGCCGCCCUUGGCGCCUGCUCCGCGACUUGUGCGACCAUCGGGCUGUUCGCGCCCACCCCGUGA